AUGUCCGAACCGCGGUACCGAGAGUGGAUCCUGGAGACAAUCGACUCGCUGCGCUCGAGGAAAGCGCGACCGGACCUCGAGAGGAUCUGCCGGAUGGUGCGCAGGAGACACGGCUCAGACCCAGACCGCACGCGGGCCGAGCUCGAGAAGCUCAUCCAGGAGCAAACUGUGCUGAAAGUUAACUACAAGGGCUCUGUGUCGUACCGGAACGCCGCCAAAGUGCAACGGAAAUGCCGACGGAAGGUCGAGCAGGCUGGUGAGCGCACCAAACACCCCGCUUUGGACAACAGCAGCAGUAGUAGCAACGCCAAGAACGACAUCAGCGCGCGCAGUCCCGCGGACCUGGAGGCGCUCGAGCUGACGCCGUGCAGAGAUCCUUCACCCAGCAGCUGCUCGCGCUCCGCUAUAGAGAAACGGGAAGAAGAAGACGAUGGAGAAGAAGAAACCGCGGUUUUGUCUCCUGCGACAGGCGAAAUCAGCAGUUUCACGAGUUGCAACGGGAGAAACAGCUCGUGUGACACUUCCAGUCCCGCCGCUGGACGGGUCGAGGGAGGAGAAGAGACGCGCUCUGUUCUCGGCCACGGGAGCAGCGACCUGCCCGAGUCCGAGCGGCGAACUUGCACGAGCGCUCGAAACAAUAAGCAACACGCGCCCCAACUCAGGGCUGCAAAGAGCAGCGACAAAGCAGUGGAUCUAGGCGACCGGCUCGUGGCGGCCGUGUGGAGUCUGAGCGAGCGGAACAGUCGGGGUCACGCACCGCUCGGGCUCAAAGAGAUCCUGGGCUACCUCGGCACGCAGGCCGCGCACGCGGACGGUGAGAAGCUGACCCGCCACCGCGUCAAAGUGGUGCUGGAGCGCGAGAUAGAGAAAGGUCGCUUGCGCAGGACGCGCCUCGGUCACAUCACCGUGCCCGGGAGGAGAUGGGGGGGGAGCACGGGGGCGGCCAAGGCGUCCGAGGCGUCCGCGCGACUCCCGGUGAACACGAACAGCGCACCGCAGGACGGGCGCAUCUCAAAGCAGAAAGAUAUAAAGGAGGAGGAGUCAAUGGAGGUGGAAUGUGAGGAGGAUGGAAAGAUGGACGAAGAAGCUGAGCCACUGACCCAGCUCCAGCCCCCGUACACCAAAGCAGAAGAAGAAACAGACGUCAAAAUUCACUCACACUCUCCACUUUCAACCAGUGUGGAGGUGAAGGCAUGUGGAAGUAGUGUUACUCACACACCAGUGAUCACGGAGGAGAAACUCCGGCCUUCCCUGCUGUCAUCACCCUCGAAACUGGUAUCAACUCUUCAGGAAGCUGAAAAUGAACAAUGUGGAACUGAAGUUGAAAUGGUGGAGAAAGGAGAGUCAAUUCAAUCAGAAAGUUUAACACAAGAUCAGAGAGAACCAAUACCUGACCAAGUGCACACAUUCACACAGGAUGAAGCGGUUAUUGCCUCAGAUGGUGUCAUAACUCCACCCUCUAUUCCCAUUAAAAAUUUUUGUAAGGCUGAAGUGGCUGUGUCCUCCUGUCUGCUGACUCCAUCUGCCUCUCCAGGAGCAGCUGAGGAACGAGGGAUGAACGGAGGAGUUUUUGUAAAGUCAGAGUCAAGUAUUACAAAUCUGGUCGACUGGACAGUGGCAGACGUCGCCAGUUAUUUCACAGAAGCAGGAUUUCCAGAGCAGGCUCUCGCCUUCAGGAUGCAGGAGAUCGACGGGAAAUCACUCCUUCUGAUGCAGCGCAACGAUGUCCUGACUGGCCUCUCAAUCAGACUAGGCCCUGCCCUCAAGAUCUAUGAGCGCCAUGUGAAGGUUUUGCAGAGAACCCACUUCCAGGACGAUGAAGCAUUCUGCUGAGACCCACACUCUCUGUUCUACGUACACAUGGUCAGAUUUCUCUCUGGCACACAACGGAGCUUUCUACUAAGACAAAAGCAACUUACAUACACACUCUAAUACUUCUGCAUUUCAUUUUGGACUUUCCCUUCCAUGUUAACCAUGGAACAUUCCAGAUAUUUGUUCUAAAGAUACUAAUGCACACUCACACAUGUUAUUAUAUCUUUUCAUUCCUAUGAGGAUGAAGAACAUCUAGUGAGGUGUGAAAAAGCCCCUGAGAUCACCCCACACUUCGGAGUAACAAAAACAAAGAAGUUAUUUCUUUCAGGAUGGACUGAUCAUGUGUUUACAGCUGAGAUGGAUUUGAUGCCUCUACCCAUGAACUUUUACCUAGGGUCAAAUUCAGUGGCCGAUGCCAUAGGCAUGUGUGAUGUCCAAUAGGGGGCAGCAAAUGGCUGGAAUGCACCCUAAAACACAGAAGUGUCUGUGGGGUGGAUGAUGCCACUUUUCAUGACUUCAUGGUCUGAAAUCGACUUUGUGUGCAGGAUUUCACACCAGCGCUGGACGUGCUUAUCCAACGGAAUAACAUUUUCUUUUCCUGAGCACAUAGCUGCGGCAUUGCAUCCUGGUCUUCCCUAUGCAUUUGGCAAAAUGCUGUGUGCAGAGAUAGUUAUUAUUGGCAUCUAUCAUAUUCUAGACCAGGUUCUAGAAUCCUCCCAAAGAUCAUUAGAGAGUUCUGGAUUCUGUAUCAGAAAACAGUUCAUAGAAUCUGUCAGAUUCUAGAACAGGUUGCAUAACCUCCCAAAGCUCCACAGAACGUCUUAGAUUUUGGAUUCUUCUUAAGAAAAACUUGACAGCUAGAUUUUUUUUUUUUGAUGAGCUCAUAUGCAGUGUAUGCUAUAUGGCCAAAACUAUGUGCACCCCAACCAUCACACCCUUAGGUGCUGAUUGAACAUCUCAUUCCAGAUUUAUUAGCCUUCACUGUUAUAAUAAGAUCCACUCAACUGGGAAGGCUCACUGGUUGUUGUAGUGUGUUUCUGGGGUUUUGUGUUCAUUCAGGUACAAGAGCAUUAGUGAAAUCGGCUCUUAUGUCAUGCGAGAGGGCCUGGGGUGCAGUCAAUCUAGUUCAUCCCAAAGGUGUUCAGUGGGGUUGAGUUAGAGUCAGUGCUCUGUGCAGGACACAAGCUUUAACACAUCAUGUGUACAUGGAGCUUGCUUCGUUCACAGUUCCAGUGAAGAUAAAUUGUGAUUCUACAGCACACAGAGACAUUAUAUACAGUUGUGUGCUUCCAUCUUUGUGGCAACUGUUUACAGAAGAGACACAUGGGUGUGAUGGUCAGAGAAAGCACAUACUUUUAACCAUAUGAUGUAGCUUGCAAAAUGGAACUCCCUUUAAAAUGUUAAGCAGUGCUAUAAUUCUUAGUGUGCUAUAAAUUUCCAUUGAGAUCUGAAGUCCAUCAGCAAAAUCACAUGGACCUAGAAAUAACUGCAGACUGUUGUGCUUUGUACAUAUGUAAAUGUGACACGAAUUUCACCUGUUCAAAUAAUGAAUUAAUGACGGGCUUCUCACCAGCAAUUUCAUCCCUCAUAAAAGCUCUCACCACAGAUGUUGUUCAGAAAGUGUUUUGUAUUUGGGAGUGCUAAUCUACCGUGUGUUUUCGGUAAGCAAGACGUUGGACAGCCAACAGCUAAAUUUGUUGGUUGGAGCAAACAGUGUUGGACCAGAGGUGGAAACAGUGAUAAUCUGUUGGAUUUUUGACCACUUUUGGAAAGUGGAUCAUAUUUUAUUUGACAUUCCAUUUAAGGAUCUUUCCUGGUAAAAUGACUGGUGUUACAUUUUAUUGAUGGGGCAUUUCAUAAACAGCUUGCUUCUGUGCUUUAAUAUGACUUACUUUACUGUAAUAUGACUGAAUAUGUGAAUACUAGUAAUAACAAUAAUAAUAUUGCUAAUAUAAUAUUGUAGAUAAAAGUUUACCAUCAAGCGAUGUUAGUUGUUGUACUUUUGAUGUAGAUAUCCAAUCAUAAUGUUACAGUGUUGCUAGUUGUAAAUGAGUGUAUUGCAAGGUGCUUAUGAAGUGCUCUGUAAAUAAAAUGAUGAAUAAGUAAUGCAAUAACAUUCUUAAUCAUUCAAACAAAUUCUCACAAUAAGAAUUACAUUUAAACAAUAUGGCAAACAUGAUAAUAUCAUAAUUAAAGGCUUUCUCAUGCCUUAUGUGGGAAUAUCUAUGUAUAUAUUCUGAGGUUUGACAUAAAAUACAGACCUUAUUUACACAAUUAUUACAAAAUAUAAACAGGUUCAUGGCUUAGUAAAAAUCAUAGAUAAUGAUUUUAAUUUCAUAUCAGCUAGCUUGCUGCUUGUUGGAGAGAUCAUGAGAGAACAAGUAACAAUAAUUACACAGCUGGCUAAUAUGAGUGCAGUGCUACAUUUAGGUAGCUUGCAUAUUUAAAUAUUGAUCCUAAAUUAGUGAAUUGUGUGAUUUAAGUCCAGUAUUUCAUGCAUAAAAAUUAUGUUAACUGAAAAAAGGCUUUUUCAGAUAAAAUUACCAUGUUGUCAUAUUGUCCGGCUUAAACCUGGAUACAGUCUGACAUUACGGUUCAAAGGGGGAAAAAAAAUCUUUUUUUUUUUUUGUUUUUUUUUUAAAGAGGCCCUGAUGCUGUGUGUGACUUGAAACAGUAACUGUUAUUUAUUACUUCAUGUUUUUAUAAAACUUCCUUUUAUGUGUUCUUGUCAUGUUGAGUAUAUCAUGAUGCUUAUAGUCCUUAACAUGCCUCCUGUGUGAAUGUGAUAUGUAAGGCCCACUAUUUCAUUUGUUACGAGAUUUUUUACAGUGUGUUUUUAUAGAAUGAAAGCAGUAGGAAUUAUAGGAUCUAUUGAGGGAAGUCCAAAUUAAGAGACCAAAGUGAACACUGUGUGUUACAAGUGUACAUGCGAUACUGUCUGAAUGAACUGAGAUUAUAUGGCAUCUUAAACCAA
Molecule: messenger RNA, 4786 nt
Organism: Tachysurus vachellii
Lineage: Eukaryota; Metazoa; Chordata; Actinopteri; Siluriformes; Bagridae
Gene: samd1b
Product: sterile alpha motif domain containing 1b
Exons: 7
Coding region: 1-1833 (610 amino acids)
Molecular function (GO): DNA binding; protein binding
Source: RefSeq, a predicted model, not a curated record